AUGGCGAUCGCGGCGCCCGUGGGAAGGGACCCCAAAGAUCCCAAGGAUCCCGUGGAUCCCGUGGAUCCCAUGGAUGCCCCGAUCCCACAGGAGAUCCAGCGGCUCCUGGAAGAGGCCGAGGGUUUCCUGUGCCAGGCUUUGCGGGAGGAGCCGCUCAGCGCCCGGGCGCGGGACCAGGGCGCCGCCAUCCUGCGCUCCCUGCAGCGCCUCCGCGCCAGGUACCCCCCGGAAUUCCCAUCCCGAGGAGGGGAUGAGCACAACGGACACGACGGCUCUGAGGAAAAUCCCAGCUGGAAUUUCGGCCCUUCCCGGGUUCCUCCGGCCCCAUUCCCCACAGAAUUCCCAGAUGAGGGCCUGGAGGAGAUCCCACGGCCCUUCCAGGAUUCCAGGAAUAUUUUGAAGCAAGGAUACCUGGAGAAGAGAUCCCGAGAGCCCAGCUUUUUCGGCUCAGACUGGCACAAGCGCUGGUGCGUCCUCACCCAACGGAAUUUCCUCUACUACGCCAACGAGAAAAGCAAGCAGCCCAAAGGCUCCUUUCCCAUCGAGCGCUACCAGGCCCACCUAGAUCCCCAGCUCCGGAAAGAUUCCCGGAAAAAAUGCUGCUUCCAGCUGUUCUGUCCCGGAAAACGCUCCUACGAGUUCGCAGCUCCGAGCCCGGCCGAGGCCCAGGAUUGGGUGGAGCAGAUCCGGUUCCUCCUCAGGGACCUGAGCUCCCUGACCAUUCCCUGCGACGAGGAUGAGGAGGAGGAGGAGGAGGAAGAGCUCUCCAAGGACCGGGACAGCUCCGAUUCCAUGAAUAAUUCCCAAAAUUCCACCCUGAAUCCCGAGGAACAGGAGCUGGAAGGCGAAGACAUCUACGAGGUAAUGCCAGAUGAGGAGCUGCCUCCGCCGUUCCCGGAGGAUGAGGAGGAUUUCGGGAGUGAGGAGGAAAAUUCCGACUGGGAUUAUUCCAAUUACUACCAGGGAUUGUGGGAUUGCCAUGGGGACAAUCCCGACGAGCUCUCCUUCCAACGGGGCGACCUCAUCCACAUCCUCAGCAAGGAGUACCCCGGGUACGGGUGGUGGGUCGGGGAGCUCGGCCGGGACAUCGGGAUCGUCCCAAAGGAAUUCCUGGCGCCCGCCUUCGACAUGGAGCCGUGACAGGGACAGG
Messenger RNA from Melospiza melodia melodia, 1150 nucleotides. RefSeq names its product src kinase associated phosphoprotein 1 (gene SKAP1). Bases 1 to 1140 code for a protein of 379 amino acids. Gene Ontology annotation, molecular function: protein binding. The transcript has 13 exons. Gene Ontology annotation, cellular component: plasma membrane; cytoplasm. The record is from RefSeq and is a predicted model, not a curated record. Lineage: Eukaryota; Metazoa; Chordata; Aves; Passeriformes; Passerellidae.